This is a messenger RNA of Hyposmocoma kahamanoa, 1025 nucleotides long. It is a transcript of the gene Fcp3C, whose product is annotated as follicle cell protein 3C-1. The coding region runs from base 264 to 836 and encodes 190 amino acids. NCBI's taxonomy places the organism in Eukaryota, Metazoa, Arthropoda, Insecta, Lepidoptera, Cosmopterigidae. The transcript is spliced from 4 exons. The record is from RefSeq and is a predicted model, not a curated record.
ACGUUAUUUUCGCGCGGAAUAAGGUACUUAAUGUCAUUUGUAUAUUACUUACCAUUUGCAGAGGGUAAAGUUAGGAAAUUCUUGGCAGAAGUUCUGUCUAAUAAAAGUUACGGUAAAUCAGUGAAUGCUACUCAUAAAUUUUAAAUAGGUUGAAAAUGUGCUUAAAUGUCAUUUUGACUAAUUUGAAAUAUAGGAAAGUUAGAAAACUGCACGUCCUAGUAAAACAGAGAUAGCGUAGUCACAUAAUUUUCAUCGUAUCACGUAUGGUUGUCGCGGGGACGCACGUUUUGCUCGAAAAUAAAGUGCUGAGCCAGCUUUGCAGAUUUUCAGUUAUCAAAAUGCAUGCUUUCCGAGCGUGGUUGGUGCUGGGAGCUUGUGUGUACCUGGUGACUGCAGUAGAGGGGCGAAAGAAGCUGAAGCGCGACCAAUCUGAGAGCCUCAAGUCUGUCGAAAGUGAUGACGAUGAUGUGGAAUACGAGGAUAUAGAACCAUGUCAAUGUGGCGUAUUCAUGUCUCAACAAGUGGGCAUCAAGGACGGGCGGCGCAGCAAGCCUCGCGGACCUCCGAAAGGGGAGCCUGUAGUUACCUACGAGACCGAAGAGCCAAGUCUGCCAUGCGGCUCCGUCGGGUUCAAGCACUGCAUCAGCAAGUGUUUAGAUGUGAUCUUAAAGUACCUACCCCGCGCGGGACCCGUUAUCUGCGGCGCGGUUGAGCGCGACGUUCACCGCGAGAGGGCGUUCCUCUUCAUCAAAAACUGCGGAGGCGACUGGACGCCGACCAACUUCUCUGCAGGCAAAGAGUUUUGUUGUACCGAUGGACAGCAUCAUAAAUGCUAAUUUGGGUGACCUGGUAACCUUUAGGCGUAUUAUCUAUGAUUAUUAACGUUGAAAUGGUAUUUCAGAUUAUAUUGCCCUUACAUCGUUGUAGGAUAAGUUAAGUAGCAAUGGAAGAAAUAUUUCAAAAAUAACAGAAUUCAUAAAUUGUUUAUUUAGAAAUUUUAACACUUUAUGUAAGCUAGAAAUAGU